ACGGGGAAAAAAUCUCUCUCUCUUCGCUAAAUUCUUCGACAACAUGAGCGAUACAAGGAGGAUCGUCCUGCUGGGGAAGACCAGUGUUGGGAAAAGCAGCCUAGCAAACACCAUAUUUGGAGACACUGUAUUCGAGAUUGCCAGUUCUCCAAACUCCCAGACUAGUAUUUGUAAAGCAGAGUCCAGAUCUGUCAGUGGCAGAAGCGUCACUUUGAUUGACACCCCUGGAUUCUUUGACUCAGAGAAAACUGAGGAGCAGCUUAAGAAAGAGAUGGUGAAGUGUGUCUUAGAGUGUGCUCCUGGGCCUCACGCUUUUCUCAUCGUGCUCAAAGUGGAGAGAUACACAGAUCAUGAGGAGGCCCUUGUCAAAAAGAUUUCCCAGUAUUUCUCUGAAGAAGCUUUCAGAUAUGCUGCAGUUGUCUUCACCCACGGUGACCAGCUUGAUGAAGCAAUGAAAAUUCAUGACUUUGUCAAUCAGAGUGAAGGUCUGAGUGAUCUUGUGGAGAAGUGUGGUGGCCGCUGUCACGUCAUUGAUAACAAAUACUGGUGGAACAACCAGCAAGAUCCCUACAGGAGCAACCAGUUCCAGGUGGCUCAGCUGCUCUGCACAAUAGACGAGAUAAUUGAGCAAAAUAAUGGACGCUGUUACACCAAUGAAUUGUUAGAGGCAGCAGAGAGAGAAAUACAAAAGGAAGAAGAGCGUAUUAGACAGUCAUCAAGAAACAUGUCAGAGAUAGAGAUCAGGGAAAAGACUGAAAUCGGUGCUUUGAAGAGAUUGUGCCACAUACACCUCAGUUCUGCUUUCAACUCCAUCCACUGCCACCAGAUGAUUGGGAAACUUCACCACCUCUCAUUCACUGGAUAUACUAGGAGGAUCGUUCUGCUGGGGAAAACCGGAGCCGGGAAAAGCAGCCUAGCAAACACCAUAUUUGGAGAGCCUGUGUUCAAAGUCAGCUGCUCUACCAGUGUUUGCCAAGCAGGGUCCAGAUCUGUCAACAGCAGAAGCGUCACUUUGAUCGACACUCCUGGAUUCUUUCACACAGAAAAAACUGAGGUGCAGCUGAAGAAAGAGAUAGUGAAGUGUGUCAUAGAGUGCGCUCCUGGGCCUCAUGCUUUUCUCAUCGUGCUCAAGGUGGGAACACACACAGAUCAAGAGGAGGCCGUUGUCAAAAACAUCUGUGAAUAUUUCUCUCAAGAGGUAUUUAGGUAUGCUGCAGUUGUCUUCACCCACGGUGACCAGCUUGUUGAAGCAAUGAAAAUCCACGACUUUGUCAGUCAGAGUAAAGGCCUGAGUGGUCUUGUGGAGAAGUGUGGUGGCCGCUGUCACGUCAUUGAUAACAAAUACUGGAAGAACACCCAGCAGGAUCCCUACAGGAGCAACCAGUUCCAGGUGGCUCAGCUGCUCUGCACAAUAGACAAGAUAAUUAAGGACAACAAUGGAGGCUGCUACACCACUGAGAUUUUAAAAGCUGCGGAGAGAAAAAUGCAAGAAGAGAAACAGAUAGAGAACAGCGACAAAGAGAAAAUCAGUGUAUUUAGGAGGUUUUUGAUCGGAUUUAGAAGGGUUGUAACAGGACAAUCAAUAAGAGCUUGCUUUGGUGUGGUGCUGACAGUAGGAUUUGCUGUCACAGCUGUGCUCUGCGCUUUAAAGUUUGUGAAAUUUUCAAGACUAACAAAAGUAGCAAGCGGAGAGGUGGCAGAACUGUAAUGGCAGUAUUAAAGGAAUACUCCAACAUUUUGGGCAAAAUAGCCGUUUCCCGACUUACCCAGACUGAGACAAGACCUUUGAUACUAUUUUCAUC
This is a messenger RNA of Myripristis murdjan (pinecone soldierfish), 1802 nucleotides long. RefSeq names its product GTPase IMAP family member 8-like. Gene Ontology annotation, molecular function: GTP binding. The record is from RefSeq and is a predicted model, not a curated record. Bases 44 to 1708 code for a protein of 554 amino acids. Lineage: Eukaryota; Metazoa; Chordata; Actinopteri; Holocentriformes; Holocentridae. The transcript has 4 exons.